ACAGCGGUCUUUCCCGAUUGUCAAGGAAGGGAAGUAACUCUAAACUUUGUUGUUGUGUGCAACGGAAGUUAGGAGAAAGAAACUUGUUGAAAAUGUUCAUUUUAUUGUUCCAACACCGCGUUAGGGUCUUAUGACAUUGGGAAACGCUUUUUGUCAUCUGGAAUGAUGGUAUUCAUGCAACACUGACGUGGACUGUGAGAAGUUUUGUCCGUGACAAGGAUGAGUCGUGCUUCAUCCAUCCUACAGCGGGUCAACUCUCAGCUGAGAGGGGAGAGAGUGCCACUAAAGUCUAAGGAGGAGGAUGAGCUCUCAACCUACCUGAGCACUUUGGCACAGAAAACCGGACAGGCUAGUAAGUCAGUGAAUUUUGAGGACUUAGGUGAAAAUAUUUCAAUAUCCAGUGAAAGUAACUUACAAAAGACACCUCGAGGUCGUAUUGGAACACCACCAUUAAGGCAAGCUGCCAGUCGAUUCUUGAAGAAAAAGAAACCAGAUACAGAAGAAGUUGACCAAUCAAAUGUCACAACACCUAACAUGUCCCCGCGGGGUCCAAGACGUUCAUAUCGCCCAGCGACAUCCGUCCCAAAUGCAUCGCCUCAGAAAUCGACACCCCUUGCCAAGGCUAAAGCAAUAACUAACAAAAUCAACGACAGGGCUGUUGUUGGCAAUAAACGAGGAACAUAUUUUGAAACUGACACUGAUGACAGCGUGAGUCUUGCUAAUUAUAUGCAAUAUGCGUCAGCUGAUCAACUGAAAUCGGCAUCAGAAAAGAGUGUCGGGAGAGACGGAAAUAGAUUUUUGAAGAAAACAAAAGCGGAGAAGCCAUUUGAAGAGGGUGAAAAUGUAUACAUGGAAAAAAUUGAGGCACCUCGUCCAUCAUCCCCAGCCAAGGGACAGCGCCGACCGUUUGCAGAUAGAGAUACCUCCAAACCUUCUACUGGAACAGCUGUUCCGGAGUAUGCCAACAAGGGCCAGGUGAAGUAUUUAGGCAACAUCCACCUGACCUCCGAGGAGGAGAGCAUGGCAGACUUCAUCAACAGGUUGUCUUCUGCUGACGACGCCAAGAGGAAGAAGAAAACAAAGAGGCAGUCCAGAGGUCAUGACCUCCCAUCCUCCGAUCUCUCCCUCAUGAGAACACCAUCCCCUCCAACACAGACUCCUCGGCGGGUUCCAUCUCCAAUCUAUGGACACCGACUGUCAAGGUCACCCUCCCAGGACUCAGAUAAUGUGGACUCCAUCCACAGUGAGGUGGCUGACACACAGGAGACGGAGAGCUCUGGCAACAUAUUCAACACUGUCAACUUAAUGGACUUGGAUUCUUUGGAACCUCUUGCCCUGUCUCCUGAGCCAUCAGAGAAGAAGAAGAAGAAGAAAUCAUCGAAAAAGAAAUCUGAACAAAAGGAAUCCAAAUCCAAAACAAAACAAAAAUCUAAAGAGUCUUCAAGUGUUUUCAAAGCAUCUGGGAAAGAAGACAUAUUCAAGGCAAAAGGUUCUUCCAAAAAGUCUAAAGAGGCGCCGCACAAAACUGACUCUGUUUUUAACAAUCUGGGACUUCAUACUGUUGAUGAACUGCUCGGUGCUUCUGAAGCUAAGGAGGAGAGUAUAGUGUCUGAAGCUUCAGAAAUAGUGACAGAAAAGUCAGAUAUUUUCGCUGCUCGGAAGAGAAAAGAUUCCAUGUCCUCAAUUGCAACAGAGAUAGGUGUGGAUACUCCCCAGCAUCAGGUGUAUUCUGAGGACAGUAUUUCUGAGAGAAUUGGACAGGACAGUGUCCAGGGUGGGAAGCAGGUGCGAUGGACCGUGGAGUCCGAGGUGAAGACAGAGUACAGUGAUGAGAACACCCAGGCAGACUACGAUGAUCGAAGUGACAGUGAGGGUUACACAUCAGACACGGAGACAUACACACAGAACUACACAGAUUCCAGACAAGCCAAGCCUCCUCCAAAAUCCAGGAAGGAGACAAAGAGUGUGGAGAUUCAAACACCGACCGACCCUGGGCUAAAAUAUCGCUGGAACCUGAUGUCGAGCGGCCUGGCUAUAUCCGGUCCCAGCCUUGGACUGGGCUUUGUGGACCCCACUCCUAUAGCCUCUCAUGUUGUCAGUGCAGAUGCUCUAGAAGCCAUGACAUCGUACAGUCCCUGUAUGCUGGCCCUCCAUGACCUGAUGAAGCAGCAGCUGGUCCUGACACAGAACUUCCUGGAGACCCAGAGACAAAUGUACGAAUCGACCACCUCCGUGUUGAAGGACAGCUACAAGUACACUACUCUGGAGGACACCCAGGAGUACAUUCGGAAACACCGUAAACCUCGGCUCUCCUUCAAGAAAGCACUGAAAAUGGUGUCAAGAGAAAUGAACAUGUGAGAAGGCCCAGUGACUGUACACUGAUAACUUAACUCAAGCAGAGGCCUAUUGCAGACUACCUGGAUCAGUGGAGAAACCAGUUGGGAUGUAGAUCCAUACAAGCAAGCAUUAUAUUUGUGGGACAAUCAGUUGACUAGUCUUGUCAGAGUUGUUUCCCCUUGUAUGCUUGAACAUGCAAAAACAUACACCCAUAGCCCUGUCACAGUGACAUCUUUGGAAUAUAGAAUUUGAAUUGUCUGGUGCAUGGCCCACAAAACAUACGCCCAUAGAACAGGCUAGCUGCUGGAUAAGCCGUACGUCCAGGUUUUCUGAUGCUUGAGGGUGUGGACAGCUGUAGGAUGGAGGAACAGUCAACACUCAUCAUUUGUUGAGAAGAACCACCUGAUGAACAUUCAUUCAUCUGGAAAUAUGUUAAAACAGACAAUGUCCCUUUGAAGGAUACUGUCUAUUCUCAAUAUCUCCUUAGCUUACAUUUUGGUAAAGCUAUAAUAACCCCUGGGUUCCUUUUGUUCUUGAUAUUGCAAAUUACCUGCCCUUGAUUUUCAUUAACAUUUCACUUACAAGUCAAUGGUUUACCUAAGGGAAAGGUAGGUAACUCUGAUUACCUAGAAACCAAAUAUAAUGCACAUGAGGACUUCCUUUCAAUUAAAAAUAUUUUUUGAGUUCUUUCUUUUGCAUGUAAGCCAGUUUUUUAGAUUGAAUUUCUCAGAAUCCCAGUCAUAAUCAAUGGGACUGGCUGCUACCUAUUUAUAUUGCAUAGUAACUUUGAGGCUUGUUUGUAGCUUGCAUUCUGAUUGGUAUGUUAGACCCAGUAGCAUAAUGAAAUUGGCAAGUGGAAGGCAAGGGUGGGUAAACUGAGGUAGCAACAACCACAGGAUCCAAGUGUCAUUUAACCAGAAUGCUAGCCCUGGAAGGGAUUGAUGCUGCUCUGAUGACAUCAAUAAUCGGAGACAACUUCGUCCCAAUAUAACAUGUCGUCACUAUCCACUAUGUAGGUCCUCAGCUUUGUCUAUCAUGUUCACUUGAAGAAAGUCCACCUCAACAGUGAUCCCAGAAAUGUUAUCACGUUGAGGACAACAUGAAUGUGGGGUGAUGAGUCCGUCCAUAGACUAUAUUUUGUAUCUAAUUUAUUGUAUAUAUCAUGUUAAAUCAUCCAUAUCUCACUGAAUAUUGUUGUAUAAUAAACAUAUGAUAAUU
Haliotis rubra (blacklip abalone) is the source of this 3555-nucleotide messenger RNA. RefSeq lists its product as uncharacterized. The record is from RefSeq and is a predicted model, not a curated record. The transcript has 11 exons. Bases 220 to 2358 code for a protein of 712 amino acids. NCBI's taxonomy places the organism in Eukaryota, Metazoa, Mollusca, Gastropoda, Lepetellida, Haliotidae.